AUGAUUGGGGAUGCAAACGGAAGCUCACUCAUUGAAAUCGAUGACCAGGAAGAAGUAGAAGAUCCAUUUCUGGCGUUUAUCGAGUAUGCCAGAGCGGUGAUUUCGCCGGAAGAUGACCGAAUUGAGGAUCCCACGACUGAGGCUAGUGGUCCGGGUUGGGGCUGGAUCGCCUCGCGCAUCUUGAAAACCUGUACCGCUUAUUCUAGCGGUGUCACCGCCGCGAUUCUGUUGUCCGAUCUCUCUCAGGCAUGGCAUGAGCAAAACAAACCAGGAAUGUCAAAGAAGAAGCCAGAGCUCAUAGAUCAAUUGAAAAAGAGUCACAGAAGAAGGAGACUCGCUAAUACUGUCACAAUAGACUCGAUUCAUGAGAAGAAUUUUCUAUCCAUGAACAGCGUUUUGGAAGCUGUUAUCGUCAACGCUGAUGUUCUUCCUGGUACAAACAUAUUCAUGCUCACACUAGGGGAUUUCUGGAGCUCAAACACCAUUGAUCUCUAUCUACAUCGCAGAUAUUAUGAGUUGGUGGAAACAGCAAAUGGGAUCCUUAGGAAAGGCAGAGAGGUUUUGAUCACUGGAUGUUACCUUCGUACCGCUAGAGAAGGAUGUGGCACUCCGAGAUUACUUCCAACAGAGUAUCUCGUCAUACUGCUAGAUGAGGACGCAGAUGAUGAUACAAUCCUUAUAGGAACUCUGUUUUACUCGGAUACUUUCUCGUCUGUUUCUCUUGAUGCUUUCAACAAUGGAACUUCAUACUCUUUGUAUGCUAGGAUUGAAUCUAUAGGUCCUCUGGAAUCUGAACUCGAGUUUAGUACUGCGCAUAGAAGGCAAAUUUCACUUGUAGAUUGUGACGGCGUUAGGUUAAAAUUUAUCUUGUGGGGAGAGCAAGUCAUCCUGGCAAACCUUAUGAGUGUGGGAACUACGCUUGGGCUUGAGAGGCCUUAUAUUUCUAGUCUCGACGUGAGUGCAAUAGAAGGAAAGGAUGAGUUCUGCCUAGAAUAUGGUAGCGCAACACAUCUCUAUCUAGUGCCGUCAAUCCUACAAGAGGAAAGGGUUUGCGUAUCGUUGACCCAAAAUCAGUGUCAAGGAUCUAAACUGCUUGGUUCAGUAGGAGUUUCGCAGGUGACAUUGCCUCGUGAUGCCGAGGGGUCUAUAGACUUCAGUAAUUAUCCUUUUCGGACGAAUAUAACAGACAUUCGCGACAAAACCACUGGGAUCAGUCUCUAUGGGGUUGUAACAGAGAUCUUAUCUGAUCCAAAUGCCAGAGGAGUGGUGUUUUCUCUAAAAAUUGAGGACGCAACUGGAGCAAUUUGGGCCAAGCUCCAUUUUACUAGUACCUGGUCGUUGGGAAGGGUAGGGCAUGGUCAUGUCGUGUACGUGUCUGGGUUGUCCUGCAAAACCACAAACGAUUGCCGCCUUGAGGUGUUAUGGUACGAGAAGGACGAGAAAGCUACAUUCAUCAACCUUAGCUGCUUACCUGCAUUUCUGGCCUCUUCCUGUCUUCACAGAAUCUCUACCCUCUCCCAAAUAUCAAAACAGAGAAAUCCUGCAAUUAACAUUUGUCGGGUUAAGCUGGGCGAGAUUGGCCAAUGCCAGAACAUCCACACGAGAUUGUCACACAGCGUUUGCGGCCAGUUCAUAGACGAAGAAUCAUCAUCGUCAUCAUCGCAUGGAGGGAAUCUGCAUUGUAGCUUCUGCAGAGUGAGCUGCAACAGUAGGGCAGGAUCAGAAGUGGUGAGAUCUUUCCACAUAAUGAUAACACUUGCAGACGAAGAAACCAAACUAUACGUGUGGUGUACGGGUCAGUCCGCAUCAGCUAUACUUCAGAUUUCCCCUGACGAGUUCUGUGAGCUCCCUGAGGAUGACCAGCUGAUAUAUCCGUCUUCGUUGGAGAAUAAUGAGUGGUUCCUAGUGACCUUAGCAAACAGCGGCAGUCGGAAUUUGGGUUCCGGCCAUCGGCCGUCUCAUGAGACGGAGGCGACUUGCUGGGAAAUCACCCGCGCUCUCAAGAUUUAA
Molecule: messenger RNA, 2010 nt
Organism: Microthlaspi erraticum
Lineage: Eukaryota; Viridiplantae; Streptophyta; Magnoliopsida; Brassicales; Brassicaceae
Source: the annotation of a GenBank genome assembly